Messenger RNA from Paramecium primaurelia, 890 nucleotides. Lineage: Eukaryota; Ciliophora; Oligohymenophorea; Peniculida; Parameciidae. The record is from the annotation of a GenBank genome assembly.
AUGAUUUCAUCAAUUUAAACUGUAGAUUCUUAAGUUGAUUAAAUAAGAAAUAGCAAAUAAUAUAGAAUUCCUAGUCACUAUGAAAUUGAACAAAAAGCAAAGUAUAUUAAAUAGAUUAUUUUAGAAAUUAUUAAAUAAUGACUUAAGGAAAAUUAAAAGAAAACUUUCCUAUACAGAACCAAUAUAAUAAUUAAAUACCAAAACAAGAUAAUUUAAAUAAUAAUAUAUAAAAGACUAAUACAAUAAAUAUUGCUCAAACGUAGAAUAAAAUUUAUGGCUAAGAAAUGUAACAACCUUUAGUCUAAUCUAAUGUAGAUUAACCACUAAUUAUUAAUGAUUAAUAAUAUAAAGGAAUUAAUAUGAAAGAAAAAUUAAUAGAAUUUAUAAAUUGCUUAAAAUAUUUUUAAGUUGAUAUCACUAAAUUUUAGUAAUCAUCUAAAAAUAAUACAACUGAAUAACAUUUCCAUAUAAAAUAUUUAUUCUAUGAUUUAUAUCCUAAAGUAGAUUUUUAAAUAUGGGCAUACAAUUUUUAAAGGUAGGAUUUAUUGUAAUAACUUAUAAAUUUACAUUAUUAUUUUCAUUUGUUUGUAGAAUAUUAAAGAUUAAUCGAAAAUAAUUAGAGAUCUAGUUUCUAAUCAACAUAGAUAUAAUUAUUCAUAAAUCUAAUGAAUAUUUAAAUCUAAUAAGAUAAAUUUUUGAUCAAUAAAAUACUUGAAUUUUUGUUUUUGUGUAAAGAUAGAGUUGAAAUUUAAAAUUAUCUAAAUUACAUAAUGCAUAUGACUGAUCCUUUUUAAACAACUUACUAGGCAGAUCCAAAAUAAAAUUAAGAAUAAGAUCAUAUAUAUUAUUUGUAUGGAUUGUAUUCCCAUUUUAGUGUGAGUAAUAAAUGA